Salvia miltiorrhiza (redroot sage) is the source of this 1653-nucleotide messenger RNA. Its product is annotated as F-box protein At5g03100-like. The coding region runs from base 149 to 1468 and encodes 439 amino acids. NCBI's taxonomy places the organism in Eukaryota, Viridiplantae, Streptophyta, Magnoliopsida, Lamiales, Lamiaceae. The transcript has 3 exons. Gene Ontology annotation, molecular function: protein binding. The record is from RefSeq and is a predicted model, not a curated record.
AGGGUAAGCUGUAAGUCGCCUCUUCUGGUGAUCACUCAUCAGCCACCGCCACCACUCUCAUUGUUGAGUGCUGCUAUCUCUCAAUUGAAAUCACAUCUAAGAAAGUAGGUCUUUUUUAGUUGAAUUUGACUGCACGGUUAAACAAGUAAUGGAUUGCUCGCAAUCUUAUGAUCACCGUGAUCGACUAAGUGCGUUGCCCGACUCCUUAAUCCUCACGAUUCUUUCUCUGUUGGAAACGCGGUAUAUUGUUUGGACAGCACUGCUCUCCAAACGUUGGAGAGAUCUUUGGACCACCGUUCCCGGUCUGAAAUUCGUAGAAGAAGAUAGAAAUUUCAUUUGUGGAGUAGUUUCGAAAUUUAGAGGUGCAAAGAUCGUCAGCUUCUACUUUGAAUUGCUCUACGAGCUCCCUCUUGCUAGUGAUGUUGAUUCGUGGCUGCUUUUUGCGGUCGAAAAACAAGUGGAAGAGCUACAUAUAUAUUUGGGAUCUCAUCCUGAUACCCCAUACUGCCUACCCCAGUUUUUCUAUUCAUGCUCGUCGAUUACAAAAUUAUUGCUCAUAAAUUGUUCGUUGCAAAUCGAGGGGAGUGUUCAGUUGAAUCAACUCGAGAGUUUAUCAAUUCACCUUCGCGAUUCCUCGUGUGAUGCUGCCAUGAACAAGCUUCUCUUGGGCGCCCCUCGCUUGGAAGAGAUGAUUUUGUUGAUCGAUGAAAUUAAUCAAAACUUCAGUAUCCGAUCUACCAGUUUGAAGAAUCUCAUAAUCGACAGCCAUCGCCCUUUCAGUACUGAAAUAAGGGCAGUGUUGAGAAUUUGUGCUCCUAAUCUCUUGACUCUGAGAAUUAGAGCAGCUCUUGUUAAUGGUGGCAGUUGUUUGUGGGAUGUCCCAUCUUUGACUGAAGCUUGUUUACGAUAUUUCUCUGAUGCGGAUGACUAUGGAAUUCCUGGAGACUUUCCGCCUCUUGAAGCGUUUUAUCAAAUUUUUCGAAGCAUCUGUCAUGUUAAGAAGCUCACAUUACCGGAGUUGCACAUUGAGCUGCUUCUCGACAUGAAGAAGAAAGAUAUGGUUGUUCAAUUUGCGAAUGCUGAGUUUCUAAGGCACGAAUGCGUAAGCACACAUGAUCUUCUUGAUCUUCUUGAUCUCCUUGAUCUUCUUGAGAUGUUUCCUAAGCUGAAGACGUUGAUUUUUAAUCAAUACCAGAUUUUUCAGGAUUUUAAUCCCGACGUUGAGACGCCAUUCCCCCGUCCCUCAGUUCUGCAUCUAAAAACAGUUGAGAUUCUUUGGCCUGCAGAAGACCCCUCAAUAAUUCCAUUUAUAGAAUUUCUCUUGCAAGAUGCUCCCUUGCUUCACAAGCUCGUGUUUCGUCUUAUAAAGUAUAGAGAUAAUCGUAAGCCCUUCUUAAUGGUAGAAGAGAAGGUGCGAAGUAUGCCAAGAUCCUCCCCAACUGUUGAGGUUAUUAUAAUCGAUGGUUGAUCAAUGAAUCAACCGAACUUAUUAUAUAUAGUAAGGGACUCAGCAUUUGCUUUUACUUUUUUCGACUAUCUAUCUAUUCAUGUUUUCAUUAUUUGCGUUAUUUGUUUCUGUGUAUGUUAUGCUUUUUAGCAGCAUUGCCGUUGAUGAAUAUUCAUGUCUUUCACAUAUAUUAAUUAGGAACUCGU